AUGGAAGAUGGUCCGGUUUUCUAUGGCUUUAAAAACAUUUUUCUUACAGUGUUUGCAACAUUUUUUUUCUUCAAGCUUUUAAUUAAAGUUUUCUUGGCUCUCCUAACCCAUUUCUAUAUCGUCAAAGGAAACAGAAAAGAGGCAGCUAGGAUAGCAGAAGAGAUCUAUGGUGGACUGUCAGACUGCUGGGCUGAUCGAUCCCCACUCCAUGAGGCUGCUGCUCAGGGGCGAUUACUGGCUCUUAAAACUUUAAUUGCACAAGGUAUCAAUGUGAAUCUUGUGACGAUUAACCGGGUCUCUUCUCUUCAUGAGGCAUGCCUUGGAGGUCAUGUGGCUUGUGCUAAAGCCUUGCUGGAAAAUGGUGCACAUGUCAACGGACUGACAGUUCAUGGGGCCACUCCCCUCUUCAAUGCCUGCUGCAGUGGCAGUGCUGCAUGUGUUAAUGUGCUGUUGGAGUUUGGAGCCAAGGCCCAGCUUGAGGUCUACCUGGCUUCACCUAUCCAUGAAGCGGUGAAGAGAGGUCACAGAGAGUGCAUGGAGAUUCUGCUGGAGAAUAAUGUUAACAUUGAGCAAGAGGUUCCUCAGCUGGGAACUCCCCUGUAUGUGGCUUGUGCUUACCAGAGAGUCGACUGUGUGAAGAAACUUCUAGAACUAGGAGCCAGUGUUGACCAUGGCCAGUGGCUGGACACCCCACUGCAUGCUGCAGCAAGGCAGUCCAGUGCAGAGGUCAUCAAUCUGCUCACUGAGUAUGGGGCUAACCUGAAACUCAGAAACUCACAGGGCAAAAGUGCCCUUGACCUUGCUGCUCCCAAAAGCAGUGUGGAGCAGGCACUCUUGCUCCAUGAAGGUCCGCCUGCUCUUUCUCAGCUUUGCCGCCUAUGUGUCCGGAAGUGCUUGGGCCGUCCAUGUCAUCAAGCAAUCUACAAGCUAGGUCUGCCAGAACCUCUGGAAAAAUUCCUCUUAUACCAAUAGUUGGAAACAUGUAGGUUGUUGCCUGCUGUAGGGUGCUUAGUAUAUACUCUUAGUGGCUCAAAUCACUAUCCUUGAAAAUCAGCUCACUCAAUUAGAAUAAAUCAUCCAGAAAUCCAAACACUCGGGGUAAGCAAACUCCUGAUUAGUUUAAUGGUUGCCAAAAAGUAACCAGAAACCUUUUGGUUUUUAACUCUUGUUAAUCAACUUAAAACAAAAUUGAAAUAGAGGCUGUUUUUGGAUGAUUUGGGAUCCUCUAGUACCUGGGUCUGGGGUCAGCAUUUUAAAUUCUGCAUAGAUACAGGUAGAUAAGGUUAGGUUAACUUCUUAAGAAAUGCUCUUGAUUUAGUCCUUCUCCAAUAUAUUUUGUUAGUUUGGUGUUUUCCUAAAAUAAAUUUCUGCAGUGAUUUUGA
Molecule: messenger RNA, 1382 nt
Organism: Meriones unguiculatus (Mongolian gerbil)
Lineage: Eukaryota; Metazoa; Chordata; Mammalia; Rodentia; Muridae
Gene: Asb11
Product: ankyrin repeat and SOCS box containing 11
Exons: 7
Coding region: 1-972 (323 amino acids)
Biological process (GO): positive regulation of protein catabolic process; protein ubiquitination; intracellular signal transduction
Molecular function (GO): protein binding
Source: RefSeq, a predicted model, not a curated record